Messenger RNA from Neltuma alba, 786 nucleotides. RefSeq lists its product as uncharacterized. The transcript has 3 exons. The coding region runs from base 57 to 590 and encodes 177 amino acids. The record is from RefSeq and is a predicted model, not a curated record. NCBI's taxonomy places the organism in Eukaryota, Viridiplantae, Streptophyta, Magnoliopsida, Fabales, Fabaceae.
CCUUCUUCUUCUUCUUGGGCCUUGUCUGUGUACUUUCUCUUCUGACAGGAAAAAUAAUGGCAGUUAAAGGCAAAAACUAUGGCUUCCUUAUCUGCAUAUUUGUCAUCAUCGUGGAUGUUGUUGCUGGCAUUCUUGGAAUUCAAGCAGAAAUUGCUCAGAGCAAGGUAAAGCAUGUAAGGAUGUCAGUAGUAGAGUGUAGAGAUCCAAGUAUGAAAGCCUUCCAACUAGGGUUGGCUGCAGCAAUUCUGUUGGGUGUUGCUCAUCUUAUUGCAAACUUGCUGGGUGGCUGCAUUUGUAUUUGGAACAGACAGCAGUAUAUGAGAGCCUCUGCCAACAAGCAAUUAGGAAUGGCUUUCCUCAUUUUCUCAUGGGUGACAAUGGGAGUGGCAUUGUCAAUUCUGAUAAUGGGGACAUUGGCAAACUCAGAGACAAGAUCAAGAGCACAAUGUACCAUCUCAACUCAUCGUUUCUUGUCCAUUGGCGGCAUCUUGUGUUUCGUCCAUGGCCUCUUCACCGUUUCCUAUUAUGUCUCCGCCGCCGCCGCCGCCAGAGAAGAUCAAAGACUACCAGCCACAACAACAAACCGCUAGAUAUAUAUACACACACGCACACACACUCAUCAUACAUAUAUACACGCACACAUACUCCAACCUCUUGUAUGUACUAUAUGUAUUCUGCUUCAUAGUUCAUGACUUUUCCAUUGUAAAAUUAAUUCACAUUUUCAUCUCAAAUAUUACUUCAACUUUUUCCCUCCCCUGUUCUACUGCCAACAAGGCAAGAAUUUAU